AUGGCUAACCUGACCACGGAUAACCUGACCACGGAUAACCUGACCACGGCUAAUCUGACCAGGGCUAACCUAACCACGGCUAACCUGACUAGGGCUAACCUAACCACGGCUAAACUGACCAGGGAUAACCUAACCAGGGCUAACCUGACCACGGAUAACCUGACCACGGCUAACCUGACCACGGAUAACCUGACCACGGAUAACCUGACCACGGCUAAUCUGACCAGGGCUAACCUAACCACGGAUAACCUGACCACGGCUAACCUGACCACGGAUAACCUAACCAGGGCUAACCUAACCACGGCUAACCUGACCACGGAUAACCUAACCAGGGAUAACCUAACCACGGAUAACCUAACCAGGGAUAACCUAACCACAGAUAACCUAACCAGGGCUAACCUGACCACGGAUAACCUAACCAGGGCUAACCUGACCACGGAUAACCUAACCAGGGAUAACCUAACCACGGAUAACCUAACCAGGGCUAACCUGACCACGGCUAACCUAACCAGGGCUAACCUGACCACGGAUAACCUAACCAGGGAUAACCUAACCACGGAUAACCUAACCAGGGUCUAG
Messenger RNA from Oncorhynchus nerka (sockeye salmon), 579 nucleotides. RefSeq lists its product as uncharacterized. Lineage: Eukaryota; Metazoa; Chordata; Actinopteri; Salmoniformes; Salmonidae. The coding region runs from base 1 to 579 and encodes 192 amino acids. The record is from RefSeq and is a predicted model, not a curated record. The transcript has a single exon.